AAGGAAGUCAGUUGCUGGACAGGGAGCAAAUAGCUGAGAAAUAUCGAAUCCAGCAGAGAAACGCACAAGGCUACAUUCAGGGAAGUUUAACCAGACUCGUACAGCCAGAAUCGGACUUCUUAGCCAACACAGACGUCAUAUUUGUUAAACAGUUAGGAUCAAGGGAAAGUAUCGGUUAAGAGCAGCAAAUGGCAGAGAUACGAAAAAAGCUGGUCGUAGUAGGUGACGGCGCGUGUGGAAAGACCUGCUUGCUGAUUGUGUUCAGUAAAGACGAGUUUCCUGAGGUCUAUGUGCCUACUGUAUUUGACAACUAUGUGGCCGAUAUUGAAGUGGACACCAAGCAAGUUCAACUAGCACUGUGGGACACGGCUGGACAGGAGGACUACGACCGCCUUCGCCCGCUGUCCUAUCCGGACACUGAUGUCAUUCUGAUGUGCUUUUCCGUGGACAGCCCAGACUCCCUCGAAAACAUCCCAGAGAAAUGGGUGCCAGAGGUAAAGCACUUUUGUCCCAACGUGCCUAUUAUUUUAGUUGCUAACAAGAGAGACUUGCGCAACGACGAGAAUGUUAGGAGCGAGCUGUCCAGAAUGAAACAGGAACCAGUGAAAACCGAGGACGGGCGGGCCAUGGCCGUGCGCAUUGGCGCGUAUGACUAUUUGGAGUGUUCUGCUAAAACGAAGGAUGGUAUUCGGGAGGUGUUCGACACUGCGACACGUGCUUCAUUACAGAAGAGAUCAAAACCCUCCAGCGGUUGUGGGAACUGCUGUCUGUUGUUGUGAAUGAACAGCUAACGUGAGCAAUAAUGUCUCUUACGUUAAUGUACGGCUGCCAAGACCUGUUGUCAUUGUGCUUGAAAAGAUGCAUGACCAAGUCUGUGCGUCUCCCAUUAGGCUAAAUACUUUCUUGCGAGCCGGUAGCCAUGAAAAAUAAAUAAUCCUCAGAUUGUGGAUCAUCUGGAUCUAUUCACCUGAUCCCUUCAUUGACGCGAAUACAUAAUCUAAUACAAGUAGCCUACAACUGACACUCCCUGCGACUCUAAUUUACUGAAUAAAUACGUUUGUCAAGCAUUCAGGAUGCUGCCUAAAAUGAUGCUGUAGCCUUUGAGGAUCUUGUUCCAAGUAGCCUACUUGAGUGUCGGGUGCCAAGGCUUGUUGACAUGCAACCAGUUAGUCACGAAAUGUGGCGAUGCCUUCAAUUGUGUAGGCAACGCCAUGCACAUUUACAUAGACAAAAACCUAAACUUCCCUUGUCUGUCACGAAUGUUGAAUACAAUUCUAUUUCAACUUAAUCUGCCGAUUGUGCGUGGUGUUGGUCCUUCAGCUGGUCGACAUUUGAGACAAAAUAUCCACAGGAACGUAUUAUUAAACCAACUUCAAAACGCAUGUCUGUGUGUAGCAAUCAAGAUGUUUGCUCAUGACCAAAGGCACGUGCACGUAACUUAUGCAUAGUAACAGGUGUUUACAUGGUUUUGCACAUGUGCCAGGUGAUAGAAAUUUCAACUUCAGUACUAGCACUUUAAAAAGUAUUGUAAACAAUACUCUCCUGUGGAUAUUUUGUCUCAAAUUCCAAGCAGCUGAAGGACCAACCAAACAGGCAACUGGUAGAAUAAAUUCAAACAAUUUUAUUCAACAUUCUGGCUUGUAAGGAACAUUUCCAUUUCUUUUUUUGUUAAGCUGCUCUCCAUGUGUUUUUAAAAGGCUGUACAUCCUGCUGUGUGUGUGUGUGUGUGACAUUGCAUUAACAUGACAGGGAUACCACUCUGCAGCACUGUGUAAAGCAUGAAUGCAAUUAUUUCACAUACUGUAUAUGGUGGAGUUUCAAAAAGAUCCCCAUAGUGCAAUAUUUUUGUCAUAGUUUCAAGUUUGUCAGUAGUUUCUAUUGUUUUAUGUUUUAAAUAAUAAAUAUAUGAUCAGAAUGUG
This is a messenger RNA of Coregonus clupeaformis (lake whitefish), 1919 nucleotides long. RefSeq names its product rho-related GTP-binding protein RhoB-like. The record is from RefSeq and is a predicted model, not a curated record. Gene Ontology annotation, biological process: small GTPase-mediated signal transduction. The coding region runs from base 189 to 779 and encodes 196 amino acids. Gene Ontology annotation, molecular function: GTP binding; GTPase activity. Lineage: Eukaryota; Metazoa; Chordata; Actinopteri; Salmoniformes; Salmonidae. The transcript has a single exon.